UCCGAUAGUCGAACGUUGGCCGCGCGCGUGUUAUGUCUUUCGCAACUCAGUUCUAAUUUCAAAUUUAUUGCUACAGAUAAUAAAUUAAAAAAAGUAUGAUAUCUGACAGGUGUUUUAAAUUAAAACUAGUGUAAUAUGUAUUUCGUUUUAAAGAUAUGAUCCUAAGAAAUUAGUAACUAAUAAUAAUGGUUUAAAUUUAAAAAUAUAAAGGUAUUGUUUUUUUAAAAUUAAUUAUGACUGGAAUCCAAAUCUUGCCAAUAGUUUCUAAAAGGAGGUAGAAGCUAAAUAAAUUUGUUUCACUUUAAAUAGAUUAGUUAAUUAAUGUAAUAAAAUAGAUUAGUAAAUAACUAAUUAAUAAAUGUGAGUUAUUUGCGAGUGAAAUCCUAUAAAUACGACUUUUAAUUUAAUUUUUUUUUGUUGUACUUACCAACAAGUAAAGCAAAGUCAAACAAUAUCAUUAUGUUUAGAUAAAAAAAAAUCGCCAUUGUACAAAGAUAUACGUGGAAAGAUGGACGGUAUUCACCAAGUGACUGCACUCGUCACAAUAUUCCUCCAUUUAUUGGGACCACUCGUCAGCGCUUUUGAACCGCAACCACAGAUAGGGUACCCAGCCGGGCUUAUACCAGAAUGUCCAGGAGUGACGAAGAACGCGAGCAUCACCCCGGUGACAAUGAAGAUGCUGCAAAUAAUCGUACACCGGCGGACUGACCAAGGCCAGGUGCUCAGGAAAGAGUUCCCGAUACCUACGGCGCAUAGGAACAUCGUAAAGGAGAAAAACAUUGAUUUCAAAAACAAGAAGACUGUUCUCUAUGCAGUUGGCUUUCUGGAUAGUUCCGUGUUCCCGCAAAGCCAAGCUGUCGGUACAGCUUACUCGAAGAGAGGUUACAAUGUGCUCAUUACUGAAACCUUUGACUUCCUUACGUAUAUUUAUCCCAAAUCAGUUCGCCUAACAAGAUAUAUUGGUAAGAAAAUAGGUGAGUUUCUAGUUAAACUGAUGGAUUACGGACUCAAACUAGAAGACUUAGAACUAGUUGGUGCAAGCCUUGGAGCUCACGUUGCAAGUCACGCGGCUAAAUAUAUCUACGCAGCAACAGGACAGAAACCUUCCAGAAUAACUGGCUUAGAUCCAGCAGGACCUUGCUAUAGAUCUUUACCACCUAACGAAAGACUUGAUAUAUCAGAUGCAGAUAAAGUGGACGUAGUACACACAAAUAUUGAUGGAUUCGGUAUAGCAGAACCUUUAGGACAUAUAGAUUUUUAUGUUAACGGUGGAGAAUUCCAACCAAGUGAUAUACCGUAUGUACCUUGUCUAGUUAUAUGUAGUCACAUACGUGCAAUUAUAUACUGGUGGCAAGCUAUCGAACAUCCAAAGAAGUUUAUAGGCGUUGAAUGUGAUAGCGUACAAAAUGCUAGAUUCGCUAAAUGUUAUAACAAUACUAAGCGUAAUUAUCUAGGCUCGGCAGCUGAUUUCAGCAAACCGGGUAUAUACUAUCUGCAAACGCAUAACGAGUUUCCGUAUUUUAGAGGAAAGAAUGGUUUAAAGGAAGAAAAUGAGAUAUAUUUGUCUGUUAUUAGGAAAAUCAAUGCGGAUGAUGUUUUUCAGGUAUAAGAUAACAAAUUAGCCUAAAAUGGACUUUAUUAUGAACUUUACUAUGAAAGUACUACUGUGAGUGUGAGAUUUGUUAUAGUAGGUAAUACAUUAUAAAGACAAUCAAGUUUAUAUUACUUACAAGUUAUCUAAUAGUUCAAGUGAUUUAGAAGAAAAGGUGUCAUUUAUAGAUUUAUGUAUGAUGACAGUUUUUUUAAUUGUUUAUAAAUUAAUAGUAGGUAAGCUAAUAAUAAAGCAAUUUUGUAGACGUAAAAAUAUAUGCGACCAUUACUUGCGGAGUGGCAGGGAUUUAAAGGGUCAAUUUUGCGGCGAUGCUACGGAUCACUAAUAAACGCUCCAUACUACAAGUAAAUGUCACUCAAGAAUGACGUCAUCGCUUAGUGAUAUCGUAAGAUUUCUAUGGACGUUCCAACAAAAUUACAAAUAUCUUUGUUAUUAAUUGUGCGUUUAUGUUUAUACUUAAGGUAAUGAAAAGUGAUACAUUGAAUGCAAGGAAUCCUAAAAUGAAUGAACUUUUAUCUAAUUACGAUAAAAUAUUUUUGAUAGUUUAUAACCUUGUUUAUUUUACAAACAUCCAGUCAAUCUUUGUUUUUUAUGUAUGAAUGCCUUCAAACGGACUUUGGUCUGCGAAGAGCACCUUCUUACUCGUAUAUAAUGCAGAAUCAUUUCAGGAACUUGAGUCGAUAAAAAUGAAAUUUCGGAUUUCAGGUUAGGUCCUAAAUAUAAACAAGUAGGUACCUAAUAGAAAAAUUUAACCUGUAUAAAAUAUAUCUAGUCCUUAUAGUUAAUAUGUAAGUUAGUUUAGUAAUUGUAGUAGUUCUUUGUAACACAGGCUUCCGGAGAAGUACUUACUAACCACCAUAAUAUGUAUUUCUACCAUCAAGGAGUAUUGUUGUAUUCGCGUCUAAAGAGUGUGGUUUUUGGUGUAAUAGAAAUACUUAAUGACAGUUUUUUAAAUCUAUACCACAGAAAACAUAUUUACAAGUAUAUACUAAUAUUAGGUAUAAAGCUGAAGAGUUUGUUUGUUUGUUUUGUUGAACGCGCUAAUCUCAGGAACUACUGGGCUGAUUUCAAAAAUUCUUUCAGUGUUAGAUAGCCCAUUUAUCAAGGAAGGAUAUAGGCUAUAUAUUAUUCCCGUAUUCUUACGGGAACGGGAACCACGCGAGUGAAACCGUGCGGCGUCAGUUAGUUGUAUAUAAAUUAAGGGUAAGCAUUUAAAGCAUUUUUGUAUAAGUAACAGGGUAUCUGUGAUCAUUACUUUCGGGGCUAAAGGGUCACAUUUGCGGCGUUGCCACGAAUCAAACAUACAAAAUGGCACGAAUGAAUGACGUCAUAUGUCAUAGUGAUCGUUGGAUUUGCAUGGGCGUUCAAACAAAAUUCUCAAUAUAUUCGUUAUUUGUGCGUUUAUGUAAUGAAAAGGAAGCUAAAAAUGUAUGAGUUUCCAUCUAAUUACAAUAAAGGAUUUUUAUUAGAUUUGAAAUUUUAUAAUCUUAUUUAUUGUACAGAAAUCCAGACAAUCUUUGUCUGGAUUUUUGAUGUACUAAUUACUUAAUAUUAACCUUAUAUCCUCGAAUGUCAUAAAUAAUUCAAUAUAUUAAAACCUAGCCAUCAUCCCCAUUACAGGCAUAAGAGGCUUACAACCUGUACCUCCGACUAGAGCAUGUGAGGGAAUGGCGACCCCUUACUAGAAAACGCAGUGUUAUGUUAGUUUUAUGUCGCUACAUGCAUAAUAAUUUCUUAAUUUCAUUAAUAAUCUCAGACCAAUUAUAGAAGGACCUGUAUCGCACUCAUAGUCACGAACAAAAUUGUCUGUCAUUUUCUGAGGAAAACGAGCUUAGAUUUGGUAUAUAUCUGAUACUAAACUAGAAAUUUUUGCCCGUUUUUUACACAAUUCAAUUACACAAAAAGGUAUUUUUACGGAGCGCUUUAACCGACGAACACGAUUACAACUAUUUUACAUCGAUUAGAUAGAGACAGUUUUUAUAAUCGCAUUAGAUCGUUGAUCAUAUACUUUGACAGAAACGUAACGUCAAGCGAGGCAGGUCCUAUAAAAUAAUUGGUCUGAGAUAAUACAUGGGUAAUUCUUGGUGUUACCUAUACGAUGUACAUACCUGCCUAAUGUAUAAUUUAACUAUUAAAAUAUGCAUACAUUGAAAUAAAUUAACUACAUCUAUAAGAUUAAAAUAAAUUAAAACUAUAAUACUUA
Bicyclus anynana (squinting bush brown) is the source of this 3815-nucleotide messenger RNA. Its product is annotated as phospholipase A1. The record is from RefSeq and is a predicted model, not a curated record. The transcript is spliced from 5 exons. Bases 509 to 1609 code for a protein of 366 amino acids. Lineage: Eukaryota; Metazoa; Arthropoda; Insecta; Lepidoptera; Nymphalidae. Gene Ontology annotation, molecular function: lipase activity.